Molecule: messenger RNA, 1555 nt
Organism: Drosophila persimilis
Lineage: Eukaryota; Metazoa; Arthropoda; Insecta; Diptera; Drosophilidae
Gene: hbn
Product: retinal homeobox protein Rx-B
Exons: 5
Coding region: 53-1258 (401 amino acids)
Biological process (GO): regulation of transcription by RNA polymerase II
Molecular function (GO): RNA polymerase II transcription regulatory region sequence-specific DNA binding; DNA-binding transcription factor activity, RNA polymerase II-specific
Source: RefSeq, a predicted model, not a curated record
AUUAUUAGUGGUUCGUGGAUCCAGCUGCUUCAGCCUGAGCUCUCAUUGAGCUAUGAUGACCACAACGACCACACAGCACCACCAGCACCCCAUCAUGCCGCCAGCCAUGCGUCCCGGCUCCGUCCAGGAGAGUCCCGUUUCGCGUCCUCGCGCCGUCUACAGCAUCGAUCAGAUCUUGGGUAAUCAGCACCAGAUCAAGCGCAGUGAUACACCCAGCGAUGUGUUGAUUUCGCAUCCCCAUCAUGGCCAUGCCCAUCACAUCCAUCACUUGCACCACAACAACAGCCACAUGUUGCAGGAACAGCAGCACCAGCAACAGCAUCAGCAGCAGCAGCAGCACCAGCAGCCAGCCCAGGCCAAGCGCGAGGAUUCACCAACGAACACGGAGAGCGGUCUGGACGUGGACAACGAUGACGAGCUCUCAUCGAGCCUCAACAACGGCCAUGAUCUGAGCGACAUGGAGAGGCCGCGCAAAGUCCGUAGAUCUCGCACAACAUUUACGACCUUUCAAUUGCAUCAAUUGGAGCGGGCCUUUGAGAAGACCCAGUACCCGGACGUGUUCACAAGGGAGGAUCUGGCCAUGCGCCUGGAUUUGAGCGAGGCGCGCGUGCAGGUGUGGUUCCAGAACCGUCGGGCCAAAUGGCGCAAACGUGAGAAGUUUAUGAAUCAGGAUAAGGCCGGAUACCUCCUGCCCGAGCAAGGUCUGCCAGAGUUUCCGCUGGGCAUUCCCAUGCCGCCGCACGGCCUGCCCGGGCAUCCGGCCGGGCUGCCCGCCGAAUUCUGGCCCCCGCACUUUGCCCUGCACCAGCACUUCAAUCCGGCCGCCGGCCUCCUGCCCCAGCAUCUGAUGGCGCCCCACUACAAGCUGCCCAAUUUCCACACUCUGCUCUCCCAGUACAUGGGUCUGAGCAAUCUGAACGGCAUCUUUGGAGCCGGAGCCGCGGCUGCAGCAGCAGCGGCGGCCAGCGGAUCGGCAGCAGCGGCUGCGGCAGCUGCCGGCUACCCCCAGAACCUAUCGAUGCACGCGGGCCUGUCCACUGCCCAGGUGAGUCCGCCGUGCAGCAACAGCAGUCCGCGGGAGAGUCCCAAACCGCUCGUGCCUCAUCCCCACGCCACGCCACCCUCGGGUGGAGGCACCACCCUUAUCUCGGGUGGCCUGAUGCUCACUUCGACGGCAGCCCAGUCGCCCUGCAGUGCAGGUGGAGCGAGCAGCAACUCCUCGACCCCCGUGUCUGUGGUGACCAAAGGCGAGGACUAACUUCGCGGUGAUAUUUAGCCAUACGGAAACAGAAGGAUGCGGAAAAGCGAUCGCCAUGUACAUACACAUCACAUAUAAACACAUGCAUUGGGAGGGGACGGAUAUACCGCAUUGUAAGAUAUCUAAGAGCGUAGCCUAUUGCCAAAAUGAACUUAGUCCUAACAUGUACACACAUAUUGUUUAUCUGUAAGAGAUCUAAAAUUAUUAUUAGCCCCAGCAAGUGUCAUGCAAUUAGCCAUAAAGCCGAAAUCAAGAAAUUUAUCUGAGGAAAACAAAAAUAAACAAAGUGAAAACAAA